Molecule: messenger RNA, 1682 nt
Organism: Drosophila busckii
Lineage: Eukaryota; Metazoa; Arthropoda; Insecta; Diptera; Drosophilidae
Gene: pll
Product: serine/threonine-protein kinase pelle
Exons: 3
Coding region: 122-1612 (496 amino acids)
Biological process (GO): signal transduction; protein phosphorylation
Molecular function (GO): protein binding; ATP binding; protein kinase activity
Source: RefSeq, a predicted model, not a curated record
AGGCUUCGGUUUGGGAUUUUACCAGUGCAACAAGUUACACAUUCCCAUAAUUUCACUUGUUGCGGCUCUAUCAAGCAUACAUACAUGCAAAUAUAUAUGUGCAUAUAAAAUCGCAAGCUGCAUGAGUCAGAGGAUGUCAAUAAUGAGCGAAUCAGCAAAUGAUGAGGCCAUUGGCACUCGCAGUCGCAGUCCUACAAGAACAAGCUCAGGACGUGAGGACAACUCAAUGGCCAUAAGUCUAUUACCCUUGACUGUACGUGAGCAGCUUUGUGAACACUUGGAUUCCCUCAAUGUGUGGCAACAGCUGGCAGCUUUUGUUAAGCUGUAUCCCCAUGACGUGCAGCACAUACAGAAUCUAAAGCAGCGCGGGCAAUCGCCGUCCAACGAAUUCUUAAACAUUUGGGGCGGUCAAUACAAUCACACUGUAUAUAAUCUUUUUGCGCUUUUUCACAAAAUGAAACUGCAUCAUGCUAUGCGCAUUAUUAAGGAUCACGUGGAAGAAAAGUUCCAUAAAUACAUUCCAAGAAGCGUGCCCAUGAUUAGUGAUCUACGUGCAGCGCCUAACACUGAGUCAAAGAUCAACAAUGGGCCACCUUUUGCCUCUUCGUCAGGUGUGGAUGCGGAAAGCAACAGCUUGGAGUCGCCUGGCGACAUACACGUGAGCAGUGUGCAACGUGCGGCUAAAUCUUUGCUAGAAAUUGAUUAUCAAGAAUUGGUAAUUGCCACAGAUGAUUGGAGUGGUGACAACAAGCUGGGCAAUGGCGGUUUCGGCGAGGUCUUCAAAGGUGAAUGGAAGCAGCUCGAUGUGGCCAUUAAAGCCAUGAAUUAUCGCCAAAAGCAUAACGACAAAACGCAGGUGGAUUUGCAGCAGAGCUACAACGAAUUGAAGUAUCUAAAUACCAUAAGGCAUGACAAUAUUUUGGCUCUCUAUGGCUACAGCAUUAAUGGCGAAAAGCCUUGCUUGGUAUAUCAACUCAUGAAGGGCGGGUCCUUGGAUUCCAGACUGAGAGUAGACAAGUCAAAGCCAUCCAUGGCACCUUUGACAUGGCAGCAACGCCUUAAUAUAGCCCUAGGCACAGCCAAAGGCAUCUACUUUUUGCAUACGGCGCGCAGUAAGCCGCUUAUACAUGGCGACAUAAAGCCCGCGAAUAUUUUGCUUGACCAAUGCCUGCAGCCCAAAAUAGGUGACUUUGGCUUGGCACGCGAAGGUCCAAAGUCCAUAAAUGCUGUCAUUGAAGUUAAACAGGUCUUUGGCACACGCAUUUACUUGCCACCCGAAUUUUUGAGCUACAAAAAGCUAAGCACUGGCGUGGAUAUCUAUAGCUUUGGUGUGGUGCUGCUCGAGGUAUUCACGGGCCGCCUAAUGGCAGAACGCACUUUGCAGAACGAUCAACAAAACCUGCUUAAGCAUGUAAAACAUAAUUGGUCAUUGUCGCAUCACUAUCGCGUGGAACUCUUCGAUAAGCAUUUGAUAACGCCCAUGGGCGCUGAAUUGGACAAGUGCCUAUGUGCCAUAGAUGUGGGACUUAAGUGUGCUGCAAGUAAUCCGGAGGAGAGACCUACAAUGGAUGAUGUGGUGAGAAGUUUCAAAGCAUUUAGCAGCGAUUUGUAAGUUUAAUUAGUAUAAAAUGUAAGCAAUUGUUGCAAUAUAAAACACAUUUCAUAUCUAAAUCAUUUUAAUA